CUGAUUAAAGUGGCGCCUCCAUAUCCUUCUCCGGCGAAACCUGCCUUACCGCUGCAUCACCGCCAUACCUCGUUGCAUUGCCGCUCGACGGCUCUCCUUCUGCUCUGCGUCUCCGGCCUCGCUGUGGUGAGUUUCAGCAGACGAAGAGCUUGCUUGUGAUAGCUGACUGCAGCUCUCAGUACACAAAUUGUUUAAUUAUUUAGCACUGUGGGUAUGGUAAUAAAUAGCAAUAAAGCUGGAGUGCCAGCAGCACCUCCGCACGAACUUCAUGUGUGGAAAUUUGCAGAGUCUAGAGCUCCUGAGAUUGAGGGACUGCAUUCUAUUAUUGCUGGUCGUAUGGAUAACAAUUUCAAAUCACAAAGGAACAAGAGGAGGAGAACUACUGGACAUGAUAAUCGAGUUGCAAGAAAGAAGUUCAGGAAGAGAAGUAUAGAUGGAUUAGGACAUGCAGGCAAAAUUGAUUCUAUGGGGAAUGAUGAAAAGAAAGUUUCCCGUCGUGUUCGGAGGAGUAUUGAACUUAAGAAGAACCUUCCAACCGGUUAUGUUACUUCAGGGGAUGGGACCAAGAGACUGAGAACGCACGUAUGGCAUGCUAAGCGGUUCAAAAUGGAAAAACUUUGGGGAUUUUAUAUUCCCCUUGGCCUUCAUGGGAGAGGAAGAGGUUCAAGGGCUCUGUUGAAAAAAUUAAAAAAUGGAGUGCUUGUGCAUGAUGCGAGUUACUAUGGUGCAAUCCAGUUAGAGGGUCCACAGAAAACGCUGAUAUCAGUUCUAAGUUCUGUGCUAGUGCCUUCUCCAUCAGCUUGUUGUGAAGAAACUUUGCAUGAUAUUCUUGUGGGCAAUAUCUUUGGAACUGCUAUGCUUCAUGAUUCUGGAAAACCUAGUUUGCCUACUAUUGCUCCUGUGACCUACAUGUGGCGACCUAUGCAGCAGAUUUCUACCAACAUAGAUGAGCUUCGCAGAGAAAUUUCCUGUGAAGGUCCUACUAUUGAUAACACCACCUCUAUCCGCCAACUCUGGUUGUGGAUACAUGCUGCCUCUUUUAAAGAAGCAUAUGAUUCUUUGAGUUCAGCAUGUGAAACGAAUACAGAUGGGACUUGUUCAGCUCAAUGCGUUUCUCGAGAAGGACAGCUUGCAAAAGUGGAAUUGAUAGGUACAAAGGUAUUUCAGUUGCUGCACAAGACAUUGCAACCUGUUAAGCUUAAUUCGGAGAACCCUUGGCCUGUGAAGAAAUGUUCAGCUCAUGAACAUGAUGAUGCUGUGGAAUCUGAAAAUACGUCCAUGUUUGAGAAAGGACAUCAGAUGUCUUCUUCUGCAGUUCUUUCCAUGGUUACGAAGGACCCUCGUAAUCUGACUAAGACUGGGGGUGUGGCUGUUCCUGAUGGAAAGAACCUUGGCUUAUUAGGUAAUGAACACCAGAGUAAACAGCAAACAUCAGCGCCUAACCAUGAAGCUGAAUUUGAACACGAGUAUGGUGAUUUAUGGGACGCUAGCAAAGAGCUAGACCCUCCAGUGGAAGAAAGUGUUUUAUGUGCUGGCGAGCAUCACCAGCGGAAGGAGUUCUUUUGCCUCGGCCAAAAAGGUUCUGGGUCUCAAAACAAAACUAUUGAUAAAAAUUACACCAGAUCGUGUCCUGUUUUGCUUUUGAAAAAUGGGAUUUUUGAAGAUUCUGUUACAAGGUGCUCUCUUAUUCUACCUCUAAGUUGGGUAAAAGCAUUUUGGAAUACUUUUGUAUCGAAUGGUGCUCAUGCUAUAGGCUUAAGAGAGAAGCACUGGGUUGCGGGUGAAAUUGGAUUGCCAUACUUCCCCUUGGACUUUCCCGACUGCAACGCAUAUUCGGAUUUUAUGGAAAUGGAGGCAGCCACAGUCAACCAAAAAGCUAUGCUUGUUCCUCCUUCUAAGAGGCCACUGGAAGUUCCUAUACCACCUCCAUGGGACUGUGUGGUCUACAAUUUUGGGGAGAAAUUGACUGAAGCUAGAAAAAUUCAAGCAGAUAUAUGUAGAACUCAAGAUGAAAAAAUUGAUGACAUGGAGACAAACUCUGGCUCUGAAAAAUCAAAGGAUAAUGUUUCUGAUUGUCAGGCUACUCCGUUUGAGGGUAUUGUAGCAAGGACUUCAUGCAUGCUGAAUGAUUUCCUAGAUAAUAUCAGUGGCAAUCGUUUGUUAUUCCCUAGUAUAGAUGGUGCUGAGAAUUGCUUGCAUAAAUUCAUGAGGAACAAAGAUUUUCUCAAACAAGACAUUGUUAUGUCUGAAAUGAAGUCCAGAAAACCACCUUGCUUUGUUCGAGUACUUCUGCGUGCUUUUAAGGAAGGCGUUUUUGAACAGGGAGCAGUGGUUUGUGCACCCCUUGCUACUGACAUACAUUUAUGGACUGCUAGCUCAGAAACAAACGACGAACCACUUCAAAUAACUCAAUCUUCAGUUAUGUCAUACUUCAUGCAGUCACCUUCUGGUAAAUGGGAACUUCAGAUACCUGAGGAUCAAGCUCUCUCAUCCCAUAGAUUGCCCAUUGGCUUUGUUACUACUGGUUUUGUUCGAGGAAGCAAGAAGGCCACAGCAGGGGCUCUUUGCGAAGCGAGCGUACUUUCCAGGCUUCGGCAGGAACAAUGGAGAGAUGUACCUGUAAGGCGGAGAAGGAAGGAGAUCUAUGUUCUGGUUAGAAAUAUGAGAUCCACAGCCUAUAGACUUGCGUGUGCUACCGUUGUUCUUGAGCAACAGGAACGAGACACCAAUUUCAUGUGACCUAUUGUCUACAAUUACACACGUCUCACUGUCCGAGUUACAUGGUUUGUGAAAACACUUUUAGUUAGUCUGUAGGAAGCUUCGGUAAAUGGAAUGAACCUUUCAAUGCUCGUCUGUGGAUUAGGAGGAUGUUAUCUACAUUCAAGGCAAUCAAGGAUCAGUUUAAUUGUUUCUCCGCACAAUAUUCAACUUGUUCCCCAUUCUUGCUGGAUUUUCGAGCUUCGUUAAGGGUUUUUCCAGACUCCAGUCGUUCUUCGUCUUUGGGGCCACCAACGCCCGAGAUGAGCUGUGUUUGCAUCUCAUAAGAGGUGAUAUAACUGUAGUUGAUUUUAUUCAUUAUAUUUUUUAUUUCUAAAUUAUGUUAUUAGGCUUGGCAAUGUAUAAUAUUGGAUGGAAUUCGUGUAACUUUUUGUGUAAGGAUUGUAAUUUAGAAUUAAUUAGGAAAAAUAUAGGCGACAUGUUACAGCA
Salvia hispanica is the source of this 3207-nucleotide messenger RNA. It is a transcript of the gene POP1, whose product is annotated as ribonuclease Ps. NCBI's taxonomy places the organism in Eukaryota, Viridiplantae, Streptophyta, Magnoliopsida, Lamiales, Lamiaceae. Gene Ontology annotation, cellular component: nucleolar ribonuclease P complex; ribonuclease MRP complex. Gene Ontology annotation, biological process: tRNA 5'-leader removal. The record is from RefSeq and is a predicted model, not a curated record.